Pyrus x bretschneideri (Chinese white pear) is the source of this 1183-nucleotide messenger RNA. RefSeq names its product protein ENHANCED DISEASE RESISTANCE 2-like. NCBI's taxonomy places the organism in Eukaryota, Viridiplantae, Streptophyta, Magnoliopsida, Rosales, Rosaceae. Bases 90 to 1007 code for a protein of 305 amino acids. The transcript has a single exon. The record is from RefSeq and is a predicted model, not a curated record.
CGACAAAUGAGGCGCUCGCUUCUAAACAGGAGAGAGUCAUAGUGCGAAACCAAAAUAACAGAGACGAGUAGAGAAGCACCACUGCCACCAUGUGUCCAACAAAGCAAAAGCACCGGAGCUCCGUCCCCGACCACGCCGGAAAAUGCUCCAAAUCGGAGGAUUCUACAACCUCCACCGCCGACUGGAUCUCCGAGUCCGUCCACGGCGGAUCCUUGCGCCAUGUGGACCUCACCACCGGAACCAACGGCUGGGCGUCCCCUCCCGGCGACCUAUUCUCUCUCCGCACCAAGAAAUACUUGUCGAAUAAACAAAAAGGCCCCGCCGGCGACUACCUACUCCAGCCGUGCGGCACCGACUGGCUCAGAUCCAGCACGAAACUCGAUAACGUACUCGCCCGCCCCGAUAAUCGCGUGGCCAACGCGCUGCGGAAGGCUCAGUCCCAAGGGAAGUCGAUGAAGAGCUUCAUUUUUGCCGUGAAUCUCCAGAUUCCCGGCAAGGACCAGCACAGCGCGGUUUUCUACUUCGCGGCGGAGGAUCCAAUCCCCGCCGGCUCUCUCCUCUACCGGUUCAUCCACGGCGACGACGCGUUCCGGAAUCAGCGGUUCAAGAUCGUGAACCGGAUCGUGAAGGGGCCGUGGAUCGUCGUGAAGACGGUGGGGAAUUACAGUGCGUGUUUGCUGGGGAAGGCGCUGACGUGUAAUUACCACAGAGGACCCAACUACCUGGAGAUUGACGUCGAUAUCGCGAGCUCGGGGAUCGCGAAGGCCAUUUUGCGACUCGCAUUGAGGUACGUGACGAGCGUGACGAUAGACAUGGGGUUCGUUGUGGAGGCGCAUGCGGAGGAUGAGCUGCCUGAGAAGUUAGUCGGCGCGGUUAGGGUAUGCCAGAUGGAGAUGUCGUCGGCGACGGUCGUGGACGCGCUGCAGACGACGAUCGUAGCGCGUGGAUUGAGUUUUGCGUCGAAGGUGAAUCAUCAUAAGUCCGGCGACGACGACGACGACGAUUGAGAAUCUUAACCGGCGGUAGCUUUUUAUUUUUUUUAUAUUUAAAAAAACGUUUAAUUAUUAUUUGUUGUUAAUUGUAAUUUUCACUUGGUGGGUUCAUCCCUUUUUUCAUGGGGAUUGAUGUGUAGAUAAUAAAAUUGAAAAUCGUAACAACAAAUGACAAUGCAACUGAUUUCUCA